AUGAAGGAGUAAGGCUGUAGGAGCAGGGGAAUAAGAAAAAGAGAAGCAGAAAUGAUAAAAGGCUCACCGACCCUACUCUUCGCCACAAACAAGGACAUCCGCUUGGCAAAUGUCUCUCGUUCGAACAAGGUCGUAUCGACGAUCGUCAAAGACCUGUCGGAGAGCGUCACCCUCGAUUUCUAUUACGAACGCAGCCUCGUAUGUUGGUCGGACAGCGCCCUUGAGAUGAUACAAUGCGUUCGCACGAACGGCACAUACACGCAGGAGCCAAUAACCGUGGUGAACUCGAGUCUGAUCUCGCCGGACGGCUUAGCCUGCGACUGGUACACGGGGAAGCUCUACUGGACGGACGGGGAGAAGAACCGGAUCGAAGUGACGAGUAUUGACGGCCGUCACCGGAAAGUUCUCUUCUGGACGGAGAUUUAUCAACCUCGGGCGAUCGCCCUUGUCCCGAUGAAAAGCAUAUUCUUCUGGACGGACUGGGGCGACGUGCCGAAGAUCGAGCGAGCCGCUAUGAACGGCGAGCCCAGUUCAAGAAGCGUCGUCGUGUCGGAUGAUAUAUUCUGGCCCAAUGGGCUCACCAUCGAUUAUGAGAAUGAUCUCGUCUACUGGGUCGAUGGAAGGCACAAGUUCAUCGAGGUAAUGGACUAUUAUGGACGAAACCGUCGAAAAAUCGUAAGCGACGGCCUCGAGUAUCCAUUCGCCAUAACGUACUUCGACCAGCGUCUCUACUGGACGGACUGGCGCACCUGGUGCAUUCAUGCCCUGGAUCUAAGGCCGACGAACGCCCGACCCCGUGAUAUCUUUCACGGUGAAUACAUACCCGGUGAUAUCGAGGUGUGGGACCCGAGGAGGCAGCCGCCAGCAGUCAAUAAUCCAUGCAAGUUCAAUAACGGCAACUGCUCGCACCUCUGCCUUUUGAGCCCCAAGGCCCCGGGCUACAGUUGUGCCUGUCCCACUGGCGUUAAGCUCGUGGAUAAUUACAAUUGCGCCAAGGGACCCCAGGAGCUGCUGCUCAUCGUCCAGAGAAACGAGAUCAGCAUGAUAUCCCUCGACUCGCCGGAUUACACAAACUUCGUUCUACCUCUUAUUGGCAUUAAGCACGCCAUCGCCAUUGACUUUGACCCCAUCGACGAGAUGUUUUAUUGGACCGACGAACAAGCUCACGUUAUUAGAAGAGCUUACCUAGAUGGUUCCGGUCAAGAGGAUAUUUUAACGAGCGAAGUGAAGAGCGCCGAUGGAAUAGCAGUCGACUGGAUAGCCCGGAACUUGUACUGGACGGACACGGGCACCGAUCGUAUCGAAGUUGCACGCCUGAACGGCACCAGCAGAAAAGUCCUGAUUCACGAAGACCUCGGCGAGCCGAGAGCUAUAGCUCUUGCGCUUGAGCUUGGCUGGAUGUUCUGGACGGACUGGGAUGACAAGAGGCCAAAGAUCGAACGGAGCAAUUUGGAUGGCAGCGAAAGAACUUUGCUAAUCACCAAGGAUAUCGUCUGGCCGAACGGCAUUGCUUUGGAUCUUGAAAGAAAAAAAGUUUACUGGUGCGAUGCCAAGACCGAUAAAAUUGAGGUCUGUAAUAUGGAUGGCACCGAUCGUCGAGAAGUGAUUACGGAGAAUCUGCCUCACCUGUUUGGAUUCAGUUUACUCGGAGAUUUUCUGUACUGGACGGAUUGGCAGAGACGAAGCAUCGAUCGAGCCCACAAAUUAACGGGUGGCGAGAGAGAAAUUAUCGUCGAACAGUUUCCCAAUGUUAUGGGACUCAAAGCUGUACAUCGUGGAACGCCCAACGGCACUAAUCCCUGCGCAAAGAACAAUGGUGGAUGUAGUCAUCUAUGUUUAAAUCGGCCAUGGGAUAAGUACGUGUGCGCUUGCCAAAUUGGUUACGAGCUUACCAAAGAUAUGAAGACUUGCGUUGUGCCAGAGGCAUUUCUCCUUUUCACGAGAAAAGACAAAAUUCGCAGAAAUAGUAUUGAAAAUGCGAAUAAUGACAAUAUCAUACCAAUUACAGGAAUCAAGGACGCAAGCGCCCUUGAUUUCGAAAUAUCCGAUAAUCGGCUCUACUGGACGGAUGUUAAGCUAAAAAGUAUAACUCGUGCCUUUAUGAACGGUUCAGAGGUUGAGAAAGUGGUAGAUCUCGGCUUGGAAACACCAGAUGGUUUGGCGAUAGAUUGGAUAGCACAUAAUCUUUAUUGGAGUGACACGGGGACACGAAGAAUCGAGAUUGUCCACCUCGAGGGUUACAGCCGUAGAGUACUCAUUUGGCAAGAUCUUAUCGAGCCGAGAUGCCUCGCACUCGAUCCCGAAAGAGGAUUCUUCUAUUGGACAGAAUGGGGUAAUACCGGUAGCAUAGAACGAGCUUGGUUGGAUGGAACACAUCGACAGAUCAUUAUAUCCGACAUUGGUCGCACCAAUGGAUUGACCAUAGAUCACGAAGCUCGUCGUCUAUAUUGGGCCGAUCUUUUCACCCCUGCCAUCGAUAGUUACGACUUAAUAACGAAAAAACGCAGGCCUAUCAUCACCGAAAAAAUCGGCUAUCCAUUCAGCAUUACGCAAUACGAGGACUAUAUUUAUUGGACAGAUUGGAAUACGGGGGAUAUAGAGCGAGCCAAUAAAACAACCGGAGGAAAUCGAACUAAAAUUCAUGGCAAUUUAGAGUCAGUUACGGAUCUUUCGGUUUGCCACAAAUCCAGGCAACCUGGUUGGAACACCUGCGGCAGUAACAACGGCGACUGUAGCCACUUGUGUAUAGCCUUACCCGGCAAUGCCGGUGCUUUUUCAAAGAAUCACAAGUGCGCCUGCCCCACCCAUUACAAUCUUGCUCCCGAUAAUAGAACAUGUAUCGCCCCGAAGAACUUCAUGGUAUACAGCUUCCGUAAUGUCAUGGGACGAUUACUGCCGGACACAUACGACUGCCCGGACAUAACUCUUCGCGUCCAGGGCUUGAAGAACGUGCGCGCUAUAGAGUUUGAUCCAAUAAGUCAGUACAUAUAUUGGAUACGCACGGGUGACGGUCGAAGCUCGUCGAUUAGAAAGGCUUUGGAGAAUCGUACCCACGCGGUGGUCGUUUUACCGGGGGGCACGGGCCACCCGUUCGACUUGGCUCUCGAUCCGCUGGGUCGCUUACUGUUCUGGUCCUGCUCGAUGAACGACGCAAUCAACGUUACGAGGCUUGACAGCGACUCGACGAUCGGCGUUGUUGUCAAGGGCGAGGGCGAGAAGCCGAGAAAUAUCGCCCUACAUCCGGAAAGGAGACUGCUUUUCUGGACGGACAUCGGCGAGAAGAUGCGCGUUAUGCAGAGUUUGAUGGACGGGAAAGAGAGAGUCGUUAUUGCGUCGGAUCUCGAGUCACCGACGAGCUUAGCCGUUGACACAUCCGCGAACCUCGUCUACUGGGCUCACGGCCGGCAGAUCGAAUUUGCCGAGCUCGAUGGAGCCAAUCGACGCAUCCUCCUCGCAGCUAUUCAAGGAUCUCUCGUGCAUCUUUCCGUGCUCUUCGAUUACGUUUACUGGUUCGACCGUGACAGUCAAGUCGUCGAGCGGGUAGAGAAGACCACGGGUUCCGGAAGAAAAGUUGUGAUGAGCAAUCGAGCUCUCACGGAUUUGGUAUCCGUGCGAAUGCCCAGCAAUUUGGCGAUGGAGUCGAACGUGUGUAGUCCGCUCCACGAGUACGGCGGCUGUUCGCAUAUUUGCAUUGGAGGGGGCGCGAGCUCCAGAUGCUCCUGUCCUCAAUCGCUCGUACUCGCCGAUGAUGGCAAAAAUUGCAGAGUUGCUCCAACUUGCGGAGCCGACCAUUUCACAUGCCUUAGCUCCAAGACCACUGACUCAAAGGACUGCAUCCCGGCCACCUGGAAAUGCGAUGGACAGCGAGAUUGCGCAGACGGCAGCGACGAGAUUGGUUGUCCGCCUUGCAAUCGGGACAUGUACUUUGAGUGUCACAAUGGCCAUUGCAUCGACAACGCAUGGGUGUGCGACGGUACAUCGCAGUGCAGCAACGGUGAAGACGAGAUCAACUGUUGCCGUCCGGGCCAAUUUCGAUGUACGACCUCGGGCGUCUGCAUCUCAGCAGCGGCACUCUGCGACGACUGGGAGAACUGCGCGGACGGCAGCGACGAGUCAGCUCCAGCCUGCGCCUCGGCCAACAACCACCGUCAGGCUGUUGACCCGAGCCUCGAUUCCGGCAAGAGCACCUACGUCGUCGCCGUACUCGUCGUCAUGGCUGCGACCGUCCUCGUCGUCCUCGGUUUCUAUUACUGCAGACGCCGCCUCGCCGGCAAUGAGGACCUCCCUGAUAUACUUCACGAUUCAGCGGGUGACCCACUCUCGCCCAAAAGCUGCAGAAUGGCCAAACCGAUGCUCGCUCAAAAAAACGCGAGGAAGGACCUCAAGCCGGGAAUGGCUGUCAGGAUGUCGACUCUCAAUGGCAGUAGUAUUAGCUCAAGCUACGAUCGGAGCCACAUAACAGGUUUUUCCUACUGUGCAUCGAGCUCGACUCACGGCAGCUCGGCCGGCGGUUACCCCCAAGAGACGCUCAACCCGCCACCGAGUCCCGCAACUACGGCCAACUCCACCCGCUGCUCGAGUAGCAAUGCUUCCCGAUAUCGGCCCUACCGCAACUAUCGGAGUAUCAACCAGCCGCCACCCCCGACGCCCUGCAGUACGGACGUGUGCGACGAGUCCGACAGCAACUACCCAGCGAUACCGAGGUUCAGGUACGGACAUGCUGGAGAGCCCUUUCCGCCACCGCCGACCCCGAGGUCGGUAUACCAGAGCGACACGGCAAUCAGCUGCCCGCCGUCGCCGAGCUCGAGGUCGUCGACCUACUUCAGUCCCUUACCGCCGCCUCCAUCGCCUGUACCUUGAAUCAGCCGCUUCGGACGACGACUCCUCCUCCUCCUCCUUGGGCGAGCCGUCCUCCGAGUGGCGCCAGACUCUCGAGGAGCAAGAGAGGCCGUAUUGAGUUUUAACUCUUCAUGUUGUUUAUUACUGUCCUUAAGCCACGAUAUCCUAGAGCAAUAUUUUCUUACUGAUGAUAAUAUUAGCAGCUGAGACAAAGGCUUCUUAUUUAUCCAAUAGUCUUAGUAAAGCGAUUUAGACACCUAAGCUCACAUGUAUAUAUAGAACUCUUGUAAAUUAUGCGUAAAAUUUCCAUUAGCAACGUUUCAAAGAUAAAAUUAUUGCCGUAAUGCGAGCUUAAAAUUGUCAUAAAUGGCAUGGUAUUGCCAUUUGAUAAGUGCAAAUAUUCGAUUAAUAAGUUAACUAAUAAAGCCCGUGUACAAAGUUUGAAAGCCAUUGUGCCUAAAUACGAUCGUGGCUACUUCCACGGUCACUUGUAAAUAAAAAAGUGCGACUGUGCAAUGCUUAAUGAGAGACAAAAGAGAGUGACUGAUUGUAAAAGUGUAUAAUAGAAGAACAACAAUGUGUACAUGACAUAAUAUUAUUAUUUAACCAAUAAGUGAAUUCGAUUCCAAAAUGUUUUGCUCGAUUUUAUCGUUAAUCCGAAUACUUAUUUAAGACUAAAAAACUGCAAAUUCAAAUUAUAUUUAUAUUUCUAACUAUUGUUUCCGCCUAUACAUUACAUAUCUUUAGGUCAGAUUUGAAAAACGAUGUCCCAUAUAUAAUACAGAAUUAGGUUGAUAAUAAUCGUAUUCGGUAUUGGUGGAAAGUCGCUCCUUGCAAUUUUAACAAAUUUUACAUCAUCUAAUUCGUAAUCCUUCCGCUACGCAUGAACUUGAACAUCAAUAAUGGAUAUUAAAAUACCUUGUUCUUUAUUUCCCAUUAACCCCUUAUUUGAACAUUUUUACAGAGUUACGUUUAUGUUACAUUACGAAAAAGCGUGCAAAAGAGCUGAUGGGCGCAGUAACAUAUACAUUUAAUUCUAUUCGAGCGAGGUUUCUUUUUUUUUUUUAAUCGAAUACAUUUCUUAAUGCAUAACGAACAAAGCAAAGAACAAAUGGGCAGAAAAUUUAAUUACAAGUCUUUAAUUUAAUCUGUA
Ceratosolen solmsi marchali is the source of this 5992-nucleotide messenger RNA. It is a transcript of the gene arr, whose product is annotated as low-density lipoprotein receptor-related protein 6. The coding region runs from base 52 to 4860 and encodes 1602 amino acids. The record is from RefSeq and is a predicted model, not a curated record. NCBI's taxonomy places the organism in Eukaryota, Metazoa, Arthropoda, Insecta, Hymenoptera, Agaonidae. The transcript has 12 exons. Gene Ontology annotation, molecular function: protein binding.